AUGUUAAUUCGCUCCCUUCUGAAACAUAAUGCCUCGGUCUUGGUGACACAGCCAAAGACGGCGACAGGUUCUACCGUGGUGUCAGUGCAUUCAGUUCAAGACGAAAGAUUUGACGAAACCCGUACUCAAAGGUUGGUUGGACUGUGCCGUCGGAAAGCAUGUCUUGCUUCUUUGCUGCCCCAGAACAGUCAUGGAGGUUGGAAACCUGUCACACUCCGGAGUCCAAUACUCGGGGUGUUUGUUCUCAUCUCGAUUAUCAUGAUAGCUGCCCUAGAAGUCUUAUCACACAUCAGCUCACAAGAUGGCAAUGGUGGCGGCUUGGUGUUUGCGACGAAUGUUGAAAGUAUUUCGACCGCCGCGUCGUUUGGUUAUCUGUACUUUCCCACCAUUCUUGCAGUCUGCUAUAGCAUGAUCUGGAGUUGGGUUGAUCUGGACGUCAAGCGCUUGGAACCUUGGUUUCAGCUUUCAAAAUCCAAAGGCGCGCAAGCUCAGAACUCCUUGCUACUUCAGUAUCCAUUCGAUUUUUUACCAUUUGUCCCAUUAUCAGCUCUCAAAAGGAGACAUUGGAGCGUGUUUUUGGCAGGCACUAUUAUGCUUGUGGUUUUCUGGGCCAUAACACCCCUUCAGUCAGCCAUCUUCAACACUGGAGUGGUCACGAGAUCGAAGCAUAUUGAUAUGGGCACCACAGCUACCCUCGUCUCCUUGGAUCGACAGGCCCAUGUUCUGAAUGCCAAUUUCCUCAACGUAGCAUACGCAAUAUCAUGGCUUGGCCAGAAAUUGCCAGGCUUCACCACUGCGAACUACACAGUCCUUCCUUUCGGACCAACAACACUGGUCCAGAGAUCCUUGCCGUCCGAGACUUGGACAGCUGCCAGAGAUGCAUUCGGCACUUCUAUAUCAUGUUCUCCGGCAAUCGUUGAGGUGGAGAAACUCGGCUAUACUUUUCGCAAUGGCAAAGGCUGUUCUGUAUCGCAAAUAAAUCUACCGGUAUCACACGACUUUGGGAGCCAUAUGAUCAACUACAUCGGAUAUUUCAGCAAUCCUCACGUUGACUGGUCACUCCAGAACCCUAAUUGUACUGCCGAGUUCUCGAACAACUUUCUAGCCUUAUACGCAUCCGGCAAGUCUCAUGUUCAGGGCGGCAUUUACAGCAAUAUCACUGCGCUGUUUUGUGAGACGAGUUACAGCUCCCAUUCCGUCACAGUUACCGUAAACGCCUCAGACAACACAAUUGUUCAUCAAAAGCUAGCAUACCAGUCACGGAGUAGCUCUGGUGCUCAAAGUAUUCAAGGCAUCCUCAAUACCACCGCUUUUGAGUAUGUCCUGGCUACUGGUGUCAAUCCAACGAACCAAAAGGUCAAUCUCCCUGAUAGGGCAGUUCUAGAGCAGUAUCCACGCCUCAUGAAAUACAAUCUAACGUGGCCGGUUUCCAACAUGGUAGGCUUCGCAGUAGCUCUUAAUCCUUCCAGGGUGGAUGAUUUAGCCGAGUCUACAGCCUUGAAAGUUGCCUUCGAACGAGCGCAUCAACUCCUCUUCACGACCGCAUUUAAUUCCUUGCUGGAACCUGUGACUGAGACCAAUUCCUCCGACAGCGUUGCUGGUCUUCUUGAGGACAGCCCUGGAGCCAUCAUCUUAGUUCGGCCUGUGGCUAUAGCGGUAGAAAUAGCGCUAGCUAUUGUCGCGAUCAUGACAUUACUUCUCUGGUUCCACUCGCAUUCCCGACAAAGCAGUCUGGAGACAGACCCUUCUUCGAUUGCUGAUCUUAUGGCGGUCUUACAAGCAGGCCAAAUAUCCCGGAAGGAGUCGCAUUCAACCAUGGACUUUGCCCGAACGACCGUAGAUGAAGGUCUAUCACAAGAAGUAUACUGUUUGACCACAAGGAUACCGGGAGAAAAGGUCAACGCUCAGGCCGAGAGAGCCCGCGACUUACCUUUCGGAUCCUCAACCACGAUUCAAUCUACUUCAGGACAUGACGAGAUCCCUCCAUUGAGACCAGUUGAACUCCGUAUAUGGUCAGGCGCGGCCUUCGUUAUUGUACUAGGUACAGCAAUCAUAGGUUUGACCGUCCUGAACUCCCAGAUCCUCAAACACAACGGGCUUACACUUCCAUCCUCUAACCCUACAGUCCUCUCCAUCAUCGAAAACUACGUACCCACAAUUUUUGCCACGUUGCUAGAGCCUAUCUGGAUCGUGCUGAAUCGUCAUUUGUGCUUACUGAAGCCGUUUGAUGAGUUACGAAAAGGAAACGCAAUGUCCGCAAGGUCCGUAGAAGCCCGGUAUACUUCGCUACCACCACCCUUGAUAGUUUGGAGAGCGCUUCGCUCGGGGCAUUUUCUUCUUGCGGCCGUCUGCUUGACUGUCAUCUCGUCAAACUUUCUCGCAGUUUCACUCAGCACGUUGAUCAACGAGGGCCAAACGACUGCGAACUACUCUUUUACUUCUGAAAGACAGCUUCUUCCAAAUUUCAAUAACACCAGAAUUCGGAUCGACGGAAUAGGAGGACCUGCCAUCUCAUACUUUGAUCAUUUCUACAUCGAAAUGUCAAACAUCACCAGCAAUACUACGUUACCUCCUUGGGUAGACGCAGCCAAUUACUAUUUGCCGUUUACCCCUGGCAACGCAAACCAAAUCUCGAACAAUGAUAUCUCCGCUGUCCUGAAAGGGUUCAGAGGUACUACAACAGGGUUCGGCGCCCAGGUAAACUGUAACAGCUUGUCUCAAAACGAAGAGAUUGACGGAUAUGAAUUUAAAACAAGUGAGGAUGGGUUGACUGCUUUCCUUUCAACUUCGCACCAGCUUCCUAAUGGCACUCGAACCACUUGUGUUUCCCUAGCAGUCACGAACGCACUGAACGAAACCAUCGGCUUUCGAAGUAAUUUUCCGACAGGGAACAUAGGAUUAGAAGUCAUGCAAUCGAUGUUCCCAGCCAAAGGUCUUGACGACGGAGGAUUUUGCUCAAGUUUGCUGGUUGCCGGAUGGGUGCGAGCGUCCUCAACCGUUGUCUUUGAUCUUGAAACAGGGGCGAUUAAUUCGACACAGAUCGCGAAUGUGUCCAGUACCUUUCUCUCCUGCACUGCAACAGUGGAAACCAGCAACUUUGACGUUGUAGUGGACACGACUGGUCGGAUAGUCAGUUCGAACCGUACGAGCCUCUUUACAGCCAACAAAACAUCACUUUUCUCAGGCAAUGGGUCGACUGAGCUCAGCCUCUUCCAAGAGACUGUCGAUCUUCUAGCUCCGGUCAUGGCAAAGAGGUUUCAAUGGCACAAUACGAGUGUAACCUCGGAUUGGAUGAAUUCUCUUCUUGCUAUUGAGCUAAACUCACAACGCCUAGUCGAUCCGGCAGCCUCUGCACCGAAUGGAUCUGAAAUUACACCCAUGGUGAAGCAAUUGUAUACAAAGCUCUUCGCCAUACUGCUUGGCUUGAACUCAGAUAGAGUGUUUGCCCACUCUUCGGUUCAAGCAAGCGAGCCCUUCGAGGAAAUUAUUGAAGUUUCGAGGAUAUUCUUGUCCCCACCCAUGCUCAUAGUGUCAGUUACAAUCCUGGUCUUCCAUCUCGUCAUGGCUAUCAUAUACUAUAUGUACAGGCCAAGGAACUUUUUGCCACGAAUGCCGACCUCCUUGGCAGCUAUUUUCUCAUAUGUAUAUGCCAGCAGGGCGAUACAAGACUUUAGCUAUACUAGGAAGGAAUCGGGUGAUAAGAAUGCUGGGCAGAGAUUUGGAUAUGGGAGAUUUGUGGGAAUCGAUGGGAAAACCCAUGUUGGGAUCGAGCAGCAGCGGUUUGUGGUGCCACUGAAGAGUCGGAACCCGGAAGUGAGGAAGAGGAAAUGGGCCCGAACAUUUGAAAGAGAGGAUGAACGGCAGCCAAAGACUUGGAUUUAA
This is a messenger RNA of Cadophora gregata, 3882 nucleotides long. RefSeq lists its product as uncharacterized. The record is from RefSeq and is a predicted model, not a curated record. The transcript is spliced from 6 exons. Lineage: Eukaryota; Fungi; Ascomycota; Leotiomycetes; Helotiales; Ploettnerulaceae. Bases 1 to 3882 code for a protein of 1293 amino acids.